Molecule: messenger RNA, 883 nt
Organism: Physella acuta
Lineage: Eukaryota; Metazoa; Mollusca; Gastropoda; Physidae
Product: coiled-coil domain-containing protein 153
Source: RefSeq, a predicted model, not a curated record
CUACAUUCAUUUUAGAAUCUAUUAUUUGAGAGAGAAAUUUUAUAGAUCUAGAUGUCUAUAUAUUAGCUCUAGAUCUAUAUAUUAAAAAAUAAAAAUGCCCCCAAAAAAGAAAAAGGGAAAGGGGAAAGGAAAGAAGAAAGGAAAAAAGAAGGAUGAUGCUCAACUGGAACUGGAAGACACCUAUAAACGCACACUGGAUGAAAUCGCAGCACUUAAAGAUCACCUAGCCAUUCGCAGAGAAUUCACUAGACGUGCAAAGUCAGAUAGUGCUGAAAUGGCAAGGAAAAUGGAAGGAGCAGAAAAAAUACUUGAGGAACAAAGAGUUGACCAGAAAGCUAUUACUGCUGAUUUGACCAGACAGUAUAAAACAAUGCAGACUGAAAUGGGACUGAGAAUACAUCAACUUGAGACAGAACUAGGGCGCACCAGAGCUCAGUUAAGUUCGACUGAAGCGGAACUGAAAAAAAGCUAUGAAGAUAGCAAGAAAUGGAUUGAUGAGCGUGAUGCUAUUAUUGUAGAUUUAAAACUUAAAAUUGAUUCUAUGGAAAAAGCUUAUGAAAAUGUGCUUAAGGAAGCAUUUGAUAACUUGGUAACUAAGCUAGAUGCUGCUAGAUUAAAAUGGGAUGGACAUUCUUCUUUAAUACAAGCUAAAAACAAGCAAACAUUAUUGGAAUUUGGAUUGAAUCCUCUGGAAUUUUGAAGUUUUCUUUUUGCUUUACUAGUCUUUUUAAAAUGAAAUAAAAAUGUUUUAAAAUAAUUACGUUGGUAUUUUAUUUGAGAAGCUAAUAUAAGGAAGAACAACUAAGAACAAACUUGUCUGUUGUAUGUGAAUCUCAUUGCUUGUAGGAUGAGUUGUAAAUAAUAAAAUCUUUAUGUUUUACCA